Molecule: messenger RNA, 2088 nt
Organism: Pelmatolapia mariae (spotted tilapia)
Lineage: Eukaryota; Metazoa; Chordata; Actinopteri; Cichliformes; Cichlidae
Gene: ppp1r3c2b
Product: protein phosphatase 1 regulatory subunit 3C2, duplicate b
Exons: 1
Coding region: 1245-2087 (280 amino acids)
Biological process (GO): regulation of glycogen biosynthetic process
Cellular component (GO): protein phosphatase type 1 complex
Molecular function (GO): glycogen binding; protein phosphatase 1 binding
Source: RefSeq, a predicted model, not a curated record
UUUUUUUUUUUAGGCUUUGUAGACAUUUGUACCAGUUUUUAUCAUUUCACACUAAUUGUAAAGUCAUAAAAAUGUCCUGUAGUUUGGUGGCAACAGUCUCAGUAAAGAUAGGUCUUCCAUGUGUGGAUAUGUGUGGAACUCGAUAUACUCGCAUACGCACAUGGACUGAUUCCUGAAUAGCUUCCUCGGCUAAGUGACCAGACUGCUGAGAGUUGUUUGUAAUCCGGCCCUCCUCAGGUUUGCACAUGCUGAUGGACCGUGGGGCAGUGAUCCCUUUAGAGCAGGCGCUAGAUAGCAAAGGUUUGGAGCCAUGCCCAGGCCUCUGUGGGAUCUGUGUCCACUAACAGGUGUGAGAAUAAAGGGCAGGAUGACCUGGAUAGUUUCCAUAAUGCAGAGUGGAAUUACACAAAGAAGACUUUUAUGUACAUAAUGCACAUCGUCAACACUGGACAAUGAAUGUGCAAGGUGACGAUACAAAUAUUUAACUUCACAUAAAUAUUCAUGGUUAACAUUUAGGUGUGUUCAUAUGUUUCUUUCCCAUAAUUAAAUUAUUUAUUUAUGCAAAGUAGUGGCAACCUAUGAAAACAUAAAACUUACUGAAAUGCAGUACCACAGGGAGACAUAAAGAGAAACAAAGUCACAAGCUGAUUGGUCAGGACAGCGAAGAGGGUGGAGUUUACAAUAUGACAUCUAAACUGAGGUGAUAUAAAUGUGUUGUGCCAGAGUCUCCUGUGGGGAACAACUGACAACACAACUACAACACGCUACUCAUGGGAGAUUGUAAGUACAUUUUUAAAUGUCAGAAUUACACACAAAGAUUGUUGCAUGUUGUCACACACCAAUCUUUGUGUGCAACUUUUUUUCUUUUUUAAAUACAGAUUUUGUUGUAAUUGUGACAGAUUUUUUUUUCUGUUUUCCAGAACUCCAAACAUUGAGGACAAUAUUCCCAUCACUCAGCAUAGGAAUACCAGCAUGGAGAUGUCCAGUACAUCGUAAGCAGACACAACACACACACACACAAACUGUGCAGAUUAGCUUGCACAACUUCUUUAGGGGUUAAAUUAAAAUGACCAUAAUAUUUUUUAUCAGAUCACUUUCACAUUAUGAUGCCUUCCUUAAAAGCCCUGCAUAAACAUGUAAUGACACAACUGCAAUAUAUACAAAGAUAUAUUCACAUUUCCAGUCAGUGCUGAGGUCCCUGUGUGUUUCUUGUUAGUGUCCUGCCAGUGGUUGGCUUUGGGUCGAUGGCUCGGUCAGCCGGACUGCUGGAGAUUGCUGUCAGGCUGUGCUUGAACCAGCGUAAACAACUGUGUCCUCAUGUCUGGGUUCCCAUCCUGAAACCCCAGCGAUCCUGCAUCCGUCCUCCAGCUUCAGAGCACUUAUCCUCUGACAUCUUGAGCCAAGUCUUCCCGCCCCAUCCUUCCUCACCUUUCCUCGAUGACUUGGACGACGGCGAUGAUGAUGUGUUGUUCCCAAUCAAGAGCAAACGUGUUGUUUUUGCCGACUCGCGGGGAUUGUCUCUAACAGCCGUGCGAGUGUUUUCCGACGAAGAAGAGCAGUCUGACCUCGACCUGCUGCCAUCGCUGCAGUCUUUGGGCAGCAUGACAGAGGAUGGCUAUAGCUGCACAGUCAGCACCUGCUGCCCAGGAACACAGCUCAAACUGGGCUUCCCGCAGCCAUCUGCAAAUUUCCAGGCCUUUCGUGGCAAGCUGGCAGAGAGCAUGGUCAUCUUGGAGAACUGCAGUAUCAGCGAGAAGGCCCUCAGGGGUACCGUGAGAGUUAGGAAUGUCAGCUACCAGAAGGAUGUGCGUGUGCGCAUCACCUUUGACUCGUGGCAGAGCUACAGAGACGUGCCCUGCACGUACCUGCAGAAACGCUUUGGAGGACCUCAGACGGACAUCUUUGAAUUUGACAUUACCAUUCCUAAAGUGCUAGAUGCCAAAAGGAAGAUUGAGUUCUGUUUAAGUUAUUUGCCAGGAGGGCACAGCGAGCCUUUUUGGGACAAUAACGAUGGACAGAAUUACAGCAUUACAGUGAGUGUGAACUCACAUCUGUGCCAUGGGAAGAAUCUAAGUGAAAGGUCAUGAC